Exophiala bonariae is the source of this 324-nucleotide messenger RNA. RefSeq names its product mitochondrial import inner membrane translocase subunit TIM14 (gene PAM18). Lineage: Eukaryota; Fungi; Ascomycota; Eurotiomycetes; Chaetothyriales; Herpotrichiellaceae. The record is from RefSeq and is a predicted model, not a curated record. The transcript has 2 exons. Bases 1 to 324 code for a protein of 107 amino acids. Gene Ontology annotation, molecular function: ATPase activator activity. Gene Ontology annotation, cellular component: PAM complex, Tim23 associated import motor. Gene Ontology annotation, biological process: protein import into mitochondrial matrix.
AUGGCAUCAACAAUCGCAAUCGGUGUUGGCAUCGCCGCCGCAGCUUUCUUCGGACGCGCGGGACUCGUGGCUUUUCGACGAUACCGAAACCCCAACGGACUCAACGCACUGGGCCGACCAUUCUACAAAGGCGGCUUCGAGUCUAAAAUGACCCGACGGGAAGCCAGUUUAAUCCUCGAACUCAGCGAGCGCACUCUCACCAAGGAGAAGCUUCGGAAGAGCCAUCGAGGGCUGAUGCUCGCCAACCAUCCCGAUCGCGGUGGGAGUCCCUACCUGGCGAGUAAAAUAAACGAGGCGAAGGAAUUUUUGGAGAAGAACGGUUGA